This is a messenger RNA of Hyla sarda, 2001 nucleotides long. It is a transcript of the gene RAP2A, whose product is annotated as RAP2A, member of RAS oncogene family. Bases 313 to 864 code for a protein of 183 amino acids. The transcript has 2 exons. Gene Ontology annotation, molecular function: GDP binding; GTP binding; GTPase activity. The record is from RefSeq and is a predicted model, not a curated record. Gene Ontology annotation, biological process: Rap protein signal transduction; negative regulation of cell migration. Gene Ontology annotation, cellular component: plasma membrane. Lineage: Eukaryota; Metazoa; Chordata; Amphibia; Anura; Hylidae.
GACAUAGACCUGAGAGCCAAUAGACAUGGCAGGUGUGAUGUGACGCGCCGGGGGCGAGGCUUGGGAACCCAGCGAGGAGGAGGAGGAGGGAGGCCGGCGCGAUACGCCGGGGGCGGUUAGCGGAUAAACUGCGCUCUGUGGGCGCAGGAGGGGGGGGGGGGGCAGGUCUCCGGGUACCGGGCCAAGCAGCCCGGCCUCUCUCCCAUGCCUCGGGAAGCCGCUGCAGAGGGGCGGCGGCGACGACGGAGGAGGAGGCGGAGAAGCGGCGUGGUGUGAGGAGCGGUGCAUGCCGCCGGGGAGUGGAGGGGGACGAUGCGCGAGUAUAAGGUGGUGGUCCUGGGGAGCGGCGGGGUCGGCAAGUCGGCUCUGACCGUGCAGUUCGUGACCGGAACGUUCAUCGAGAAGUACGACCCGACCAUUGAGGACUUCUACCGUAAGGAGAUCGAGGUGGACUCGUCCCCCUCCGUGCUGGAGAUCUUGGACACGGCCGGUACCGAGCAGUUCGCCUCUAUGCGGGAUCUGUACAUAAAGAACGGCCAGGGCUUCAUCCUGGUCUACAGCCUGGUCAACCAGCAGAGCUUCCAGGACAUCAAGCCCAUGAGGGACCAGAUCAUCCGCGUCAAAAGAUAUGAAAAGGUGCCAGUAAUUCUGGUUGGCAACAAAGUUGACCUAGAAAGUGAACGUGAGGUAUCAUCCACCGAAGGCCGUGCCUUGGCCGAAGACUGGGGAUGUCCUUUCAUGGAAACAUCAGCGAAGAGUAAAACAAUGGUGGAUGAGCUCUUUGCGGAAAUAGUGAGGCAAAUGAACUAUGCAGCCCAACCUGACAAGGAUGACCCUUGCUGUUCUGCGUGCAAUAUACAAUAGCAGUUUUAUGUAAUUUUAGGUAGAAAUGACUAUUUUAGCUGCAAAGGUUUAAAAAAAAGUUUUAAUUUUUUUUUCUUCACGUUUACCCAAAGAAAAGCAUUGUGAGAGGACUGCAUCUAAAACAUGGUUACUAUUUGAAUAACCCAUCUUGAUCUUCAGACUUGACAGUUGCUGAUUUGUGGCGUCCAUUUCUACAGCUGACACAGCAAUCAUGUUCUGUCACAUUAAAUAUAGAGAGACUGUGUUCCUACCAGAUAAAGAGAAGACCGUACAUGAAGCAGCAACCUCAACCACUGCAGGCGUUCUUCCUGAACAGGACAGCAAAGGACAUUUCUUUACAAAGCUAACUGACAUCCCAUUGUGUUUCUGAAAAAUAAAAACCUCUAACCACUCUUGAAUUACUUUAUUUAACAAUGGACUAGGAAGAAAAUGGAUUCAGAAAAUAAAGACUUUGGACAUGGGAUAGUCUUGUUUUGGGAAAUUUAAGCCAUGUUGCAUCCAGUUGAGGUAGCAAGGUUUUAUUUUCGGUAUGCUUCCCAAUGAUUAUGGACCUCAGUAUUUCUAAAGUGGCUCUCACUAUGUUAUUGGCUUGUUAUUAUUUGGUAUAACAAUUUGAUUGAAAGUGAAUAAGGAUUUUUUUUGUUAACUUGAUGCUGACAGGCUAUUGUGCAGUGAAUGUUGAUGUGAUAAGGUGCUGAAGUUCUGACGUUUCGUUUGGACACAACUUUUAUUAUUUGCAUGGGCAACUGCACACAAAUGCAAAUGACCUGCUUAAUCUUGUCUGAAAUGAAAUUUCAAUGAUUUUACAAUCUGAGAGCAGAAAAUCAAUAUUACAUAUGGUCAUGGAAAAAGAACCACCCAUACUCUGCUAAAACCUAGUAUCUUCUAAUAUUUGGUAGAAUAGUUUUCAUUUCUUUUGUGCGAGUGAGAAGCAGUGUGAAUGUACUGUGCAUUUGUAUGCUGGUUUACAAUUAUUGUAUUUGAGCUGAGGUUCAUUGUAUUUGUUCCACAGUGUAAAAUCUGUGCACUGAAUUAUCCCAGAGAAGUGCUUUCUUGUGGCUGAGACUAGAAUGUGUUGCGUCACUUAAGGCAGAAAAUAGUCUUUUUUUUUUUUUUUUUUCAUUAGCUGCUUUUCAA